GCAGAGUAGGCACUUCCACUUGGCUCUGACUCGUCUCCCCAUCCACAUCUGAUUGUGGUACAAGAAUCUACCUUUGGAUGUACUGCCUGGUCAUCCCUGUUGGACUAACUACGCUGCUUCAGGAUCCAGGUUCACGAUUGAGUAUACCCAACAAAGAAUACAUUUUAAGUAAAAGAUAGCAGCUGGAAAGAAGGGUUUAAAAUGCCGUUCAAAAAUGGCUUGGAGUUGACUGAAUUGCAGAAUAUGCACACUCCAGAGGAUGACAACAUCAGCAAUGAUUCCAAUGACCUUAAUGAAGCAGACAGCCAUCGUAUCAGCAGUAAAUUUAUUGCGGAUCGUGAAAGCAGAAGAAGUCUUACUAACAGCCACCUGGAAAAAAAGAAAUCCUGCGAUGAUUAUAGUCCAGGGACAACGUCCAUUGGAAUGUCUGUCUUUAACUUGAGCAAUGCAAUUAUGGGGAGCGGCAUUCUUGGCUUGGCUUUUGCUUUGGCAAACACAGGAAUAGUCCUGUUUGUGCUACUCCUAAUUUCAGUGACUCUGUUGUCUAUCUACUCUAUAAAUCUCCUACUGAAAUGUUCCCAGGAGACAGGCUGUAUGGUGUAUGAGAAGCUGGGAGAGCAAGUAUUUGGCACCCCGGGAAAAUUCUUGGUCUUUGGAUCAACUACACUUCAGAACACAGGAGCAAUGCUGAGUUAUUUGUUCAUUGUAAAAAAUGAAUUACCAAAUGUUAUCAAAUUCCUGUUUGGAAUCGAAGAUACAUCAUGGUAUCUGGGUGGACCAUUUCUUCUGGUUAUUGUAACUAUUGGAAUUAUACUUCCGCUGUGUCUUCUCAAGAAUUUAGGCUACCUUGGCUACACCAGUGGGUUCUCCUUAACCUGUAUGUUCUUUUUCCUUGUGGUGGUUAUUUACAACAAAUUUAAAAUUCCAUGUCCAUAUCUGAUUGUUAAUGGAACCAUAAUUAGUCCUCAAAAUACAACUGCAGAUGGAGAGUGUACACCAAAGUAUUUCACAUUUAAUUCCAAGACUGCUUAUGCAUUGCCAACACUUGCAUUUGCAUUCGUGUGUCAUCCGUCAGUCCUUCCCAUAUACAGCGAGCUCAGAGAUCGCACCCAUGAGAAAAUGCAGCAAGUUUCCAAAAUUUCAUUCUUCUCAAUGUUUCUUAUGUAUCUUCUUACUGCCAUAUUUGGCUAUCUGACUUUUUAUGAGAAAGUGGGAUCUGAACUUCUUGGAACUUACGAAGAUAAAUCAGAUGUUCUCCUACUGACUGUACGCCUGGCUGUCAUAAUUGCAGUCAUACUUACUGUACCAGUGUUAUUUUUCACUGUUCGAUCGUCAUUGUUUGAACUGGCUCGAAAGACAAAAUAUAUAUUCUGGCAGCAUUCAUUAGUGACAGUAAUCCUUCUGGCUAUAAUUGACUUACUUGUUAUUUUCAUACCAGCAAUGAAAGAUAUUUUUGGAGCUGUAGGAGCCACGUCUGCUAAUAUGCUGAUAUUUAUUCUUCCCUCAAUGUUAUACUUGAAAAUUACAAAUGGUAACGAUUCUUUGGCCAAAGAGAGAUUUUGGGCAUGUGCUUUCUUUGCACUUGGGUUGUUAUUCGCCAUGGUGAGCAUUCCUCUUGUGAUAUACGACUGGGUUCAUUCACCAAAUAAAGAUGGAAGCUGAGCUUCUCUACAAGGUGUCCUCUUGCCACCACCGCAACCAUUGUUUUAAGGGCACAAAUAGGCAAUAGUUUGAGGGGACAAACCUUACUAUACCUCACUGGAUUUCUCUGCAGCAUGUUUUUUCUUAUAUGAAUACUAUACUCUGUACCAUACUCCUUACUAUCAUGUAUCAUUUCUUUCACGUUAUGCCCUUCACCAAUCGGAUUUCUAUUUUCUGAUGAGUUCUGUAAAUUGUCUCAAGUAUAUCAUCACAGUUUUCACCAAAUUGUGUUUACAAGAAAAAAAAAAUAUGUCUUUAUCAACAACAUACCAUUUUUAAGCCGUACCCACCAUAUACAGUCAUACUCCCUAUAGUAUAUUUAUUGAUAACUUGCUUCAACUUUGGAACCAUCUCCAGGGGUAAUGGAUUGCCAUUGGUUAUGAAAACCUACAGUGUUAAUCCAACUGGUAUUAUUCUUCUAAUGGAAAUUAGCAUGGAAAUGGUAAUUGGUAUAUACAACAGCUUGGUUCCAGUCCACUGAACCUUUCUUUUGCCAUUGAAGAGCAUGAUCCAAUAAUGACAGAAUUUACAGUAAAAAAAAGUCAAAUAUUUUAAACUAGGAUAUUAACUGCAAAUGAUAGAUGUGGGUUGUCCAGGCUAGGAGCCGACAACCCAAAUGGUUGGAAACCUGUACCUAAUAAAACAAAGUCUACUCAUCUUUCUGCAGCACCACUGUCCACUUCCCGGCUGUUUCCAGUCCCUGCAGGACCAGAAGUGGCUUUGUCCCAUGAAUGCUACAGCCAAUCAAUAAUCUCAACUUCGCAUGUGUUUGAAUGGCAUGUCGCGGCUAGUGACGUACUAGAGCAUGCUGUUCUAGCACAUGUGAAUGCUGAGGCCAGUGAUUGGCCUCAGUGGUCAUGGGACCAUGCCACUUCCUUUCCGGCUGUGCCCAGAAGUGGAUGGGAAAUUACAGUGGAGCAGGAAUGGCUUUGCUGCAGAAAGGAGAGUGUGGCACCUGUUCCGACCAUUGGCAUUGUUGUUUCCUAGGCUGGACACGGUAUAUCCAUCUCAAUCAUUCCAAAGGUGUCUGAUCCCAUAAAUAUUAUGUUAAAAAGUGAUGCAGUGUGAAUAUGUUCUAGAGAUGGACUAGUAAUAGAUUUGAUAUCUGGGUCCCUUGCUAGAUGAAGCAAUGUAUCGGCAACUGAAAUUUUUAAUGCCUAGUGUACUGUAUAUGGACUUAUCCGUGCUUACAUUUUUACAAACAACCAUGCCGUCAUAUUCCACCUUUACCAAAUUGUCACUAAUCUAACAAAUUUGUUAGCAAGAAGUAGGGAAGAAAUGUAAGGUAGUAUAACUGUAAGAUCAGACUAUACGGGUUUCGAUGUCUGCAACCAUGGAGACGGGUUAACUUACAUAGGAAAUGUAGGAUUUUUUUUUUUUUUUUAUUAAGUCCAUUUGAAAAUUUGCUUUAUUUUUCAUUUUAGAUACAUUGAGACAAUUUAAAGAAUUUAUGACUUUUGUUGUACAAUGUCUUGGUAGAGGUCACAAAUGGCAUUUGAGCCAAUAUAAAUGCUUGUUUCCAGGAACAAAACAAUCUAAUUGAUGAAUAGAAAAAAACAUGGCUAAGGCUACAUGCCCACGAACGUUGUUUGUUUCGUGUACCUUUGUUUUUUUUUUUGCAGAUAGGAUGCGGACCCAUUAAUUUCAAUGGGUCCGCAAAUGUCCGCACCAGUAUCUCCGUUCCGUAGCCCCACAAAA
Molecule: messenger RNA, 3399 nt
Organism: Bufo gargarizans (Asiatic toad)
Lineage: Eukaryota; Metazoa; Chordata; Amphibia; Anura; Bufonidae
Gene: SLC38A1
Product: solute carrier family 38 member 1
Exons: 16
Coding region: 202-1662 (486 amino acids)
Biological process (GO): L-glutamine transport; amino acid transmembrane transport
Molecular function (GO): L-glutamine transmembrane transporter activity
Source: RefSeq, a predicted model, not a curated record